UCGAGCGAACGCGAAAAUGUUCUUCGAAAGUUGGUGGCUGAAUAUCAGCAUAGCUCUCGCCUUGAUCGUCGCGCUCACUUUAGAUUAUGUCACAAAAUUCUUCAGCUACUGGUAUGUUAGACACAUACCCUACAAGCCAAGCAUCCCUUUCUUCGGUAGCGACUAUCACAGAGUGCUUGGAAUCAAAAAUAAUACAGAUGAAGUAAACACACUCUACUCCCAACACCCAAAGGAAGAUUUCGUCGGAUCAGUCAAAUGCAGAAUUCCAGAUCUCAUUGUAAGGAACCCAGAUCUCAUAAAAGAAGUACUGUCUACGGAAUUCGAUAGCUUCAAAAGCAGAGGACUUGACUUAGACAAAUCUCAGGAUAUUUGUUUAAGAAACAAUUUGUUUUACGUCGAUGGUGAAAAAUGGACUGUACUGCGUGAGGGAUUGGAAUCGUUGUUGAAUGACUCUACUCUAAACGAAGACUGUUUUCUUGGAAGUUUGUCAGGAACAAAUGGAAAUAUUAAAGUACAACACUUACUGUCAAAGGUACUGGAUGUUGUUUUCAAAGAUAUGCUUUUAAAAGACGUAAACGAAUCUGUUAUCACUGAAUUAAGAACAGCAUUUCAGAAUCGUUCCUUAAAAGAUAAAUGGCUUUAUUAUUUGAAAAACAUCUUCCCUUCUGUUUAUGUUUUUCUUGGCUUAUCAACUUUAUUUGGAGUACCUUCAAAAAAAUCGACUCAUGCAAUUCAACAAGCUGAAUGGACGAAAAAAAUCGAAUCUACGUUUAAGGAUAACAAAACGUUGAAAAGCAGUUCAAAGGAUUUAUCUUUUGGUAUACUAUCGUCGGUAAUAUCUGAAGGCUACAUACCAUGUUUGAAUUUGCUGACUGCUUUGACCUACGAAAUUGCAAAGAACCCUCAAAUGCAGAAGCGAGCCAGAAAUUCCGAUGAAUAUUUAGACGCGGUUGUUAAAGAAACCUUACGAAUGUAUCCCCCAUACUCAGUCAUAACUAGAAAAUGUGUGAAAACGUACAAAUUUUCUCAAAGCAAGGUUCUUGUUGACAAAGGGGUGACUGUGAAUGUUCCUGUUGAAGCUAUACAUAGAGAUGAUACUUACUUUAAGGAAGCAGAAGUAUUUAAACCAGAGAGAUUUUUAUAUGGGGCCGCGGUGAAUGGCUAUGCGUUCUUGCCUUUUGGUGCUGGCCCGAGAAAGUGUGUUGGUGAACAAAUAUCUCAACAAAUCGUACGCAGCGUCGCCGGAGCUCUAAUUAAGAGGUUCGAGAUUGAAACGAUAGAGAAUACCCCUAGCAAACUUCCGAUAACCGAUCAUAAUUUCGGUAGAGUCAUCGAUAUGGAUAUUUGGCUGCGGUUUAAACCGAUAGAUUGUUAAUUAAAUAAUGUAUUUAUUAUAUCUUAUAUCAAGUCUAACUCGCUACCUUUUUCUACUUUUGGUUGGUUGGUAAUAUUGACAAAACAUAACAAAAAAAAUUGUACUUUAUCUUUGUCGAGUUCUUAUGACAUUAAAAGGCUGUAAUUUUUAAGUAAUGUUAACAGAAAUAUUUUGUAUAGGUUCUUUUAGUUAUGAUACACAUAGGUACGGUUAGUACCCUAAUAGAUCAUCUUCUCUCGUGUGGAUUGUGAGAUCAAUGCCUGAACUCAUCAACCCUGGUGUCAGGGUUACUGUUGAGCCGCAAAAGGCCCUUGACAUGACUCAUGUAAGGAGUAGUCGCAUGCUAAGUACUUAUUUGG
Messenger RNA from Pectinophora gossypiella (pink bollworm), 1734 nucleotides. It is a transcript of the gene CYP338A1, whose product is annotated as cytochrome P450 9e2-like. The transcript has 2 exons. The coding region runs from base 17 to 1375 and encodes 452 amino acids. Gene Ontology annotation, molecular function: heme binding; monooxygenase activity; iron ion binding. The record is from RefSeq and is a predicted model, not a curated record. Lineage: Eukaryota; Metazoa; Arthropoda; Insecta; Lepidoptera; Gelechiidae.